AUGGUUCGUUGUCAAUUCUUCCUUCUUUACCUAAUCCUUAUCCAUUAUGUGGUAGCAGUUCGAAAUAAAAGUAGGCCGAAAGUGGAUUUUUACUUGAAGACGAAUUGCGAGUUGGUGAAGAGGCGAAAGAAUGGCUCGAAGACAUAUUUCAAGAGGAAAGGGUGGGGUGAGGAUUUGGGUUCUCGGGCAUGCUAUGAUCAGCUCAUAGGGGGUAGAAGUAACCGAAGUAGUGGUGGUAACCGCCGGAAGAGCGGCUUGCUGCGCGCCACGAGCACGUUCGUAUCCAAGUACUACAAAAUAAACAUAAACGACGUGUACAGCUACCUGAAUAGGAAGAAGUAUGAGUAUAUAGAGACAGACGUGAAGAUAACGCUUAAGUACUGCCCCUUUUGCCCACCACACAAGUAUAAAUAUGAUAAUAUGUACAAGCAUGAAAUUUUUAAAAACACCGGAAAUAGUUACUGCCACAGGUGCGGGUAUAAAGGCAGCUUCUACGAUUUUAAACUAAAAAUGGGAGACUUGGUAACAAGCAAUUUCGAAAACAACGUUGUAAGCAAUACCUCCUAUGAGGAGGAGGAAAAAAUAACCUUCAACGAUGUUAAGGUGUAUAACAUGAAUUUGUUAUACUCCAAGGAGGCAGAAGCGGCAAGGAAAUAUCUAAUCGAAGACAGAAAGCUAAAUUUAGAAACGCUAAAAAAGUAUUAUAUAGGAUUUUCCAUCAUGGAAUUUCAGUCGCUAGAAAAUUCAGGAAAAUUUGAAAAACACGAAUGUUUAAUUUUCCCCUUUAUUAAGAAAGCGAAUGAUAUGAAUUCGAUAGGGCUAAAUGGAAAUAAAAACAACACGAAUGAAAAAGACUCGUACGAAAUUGUUCGCAUAAAGGUAAGAAGCUUAAGGGAUAAAGGGUACAUGAGAUUAUACCCCAAAAAUGUGAAAGACGAAAUGAAAUUAUUCUUUUUUGGAGACCAUUUGGUUAAUAAUUCUGAGGAGGUUGUCCUGACAGAAGGGGAGAUAGAUGCCAUGACUGUAAGUCAGGAGACGAAUUAUGCCGCCAUUUCUCUUCCUAAUGGGUCGAAAUCUCUUCCUAUAUAUUUGUUGCCAUAUUUGGAAAGGUUCAAAAAAAUACACCUGUGGCUUGAUUUUGACAAGGCCGGGAAAUCCAGCGUCUUUAAUUUUGUCAAUAAAAUUGGUCUCGGCCGGACUAACGUAAUAAACGAUACGAAUGUGCAGUAUCUCGAUGAACAGCUGUUUGAAAGGAAGAGGAAAAAUUUGUUAACGAAAGGGGGUCUCCUCUUACCCCUAACGGUGGGUGAUAACCCCAUCGGCGCAGCGGAGCAGAAACAGGGUGUUAUUAAGGAAAAUACGCAAAGUGAUGUAAAGGAUGGAAAAGGCCACAACACAGCUGUAGAUCCCUCGUCAGGUACAAACAAAUCAGAUCUGAAAAUAGAGGAAAAGGCGAAAAAUGAAAGUGACAGUAGAAACAAUCCGAUCUGUGGUAAUAGGGGAAAUACCCAAGAGGAGGCGCAAAAAAAAGUAAAUGAAAAAUCCACAGGUAGAACGUUCCACUUUGUACAGAACAAUAUUAUGUACAUACCAAACAACAUCGUUGUGAAGGACGCCAAUGACUGUCUAAAGCAUAACAUAGAUAUACGAUUUUUUAUAGAAAAUAGCGAAAAGGUAAAACACAGCCAAAUAUUAAACUUCAAUGAUUUGAGACAAAACAUUUUGGAAGAAUUAAAAUACCCGGAUAGAAUAAAUGGAAUUAAAAGUAAGACUAUUCCUUCUUUGAAUAAAUUUCUAUAUGGCCUACGCAUGGGAGAAUUAUCCAUAUGGACAGGUCCAACAGGGGUAGGAAAAACAACCCUUUUGUCUCAACUUUCGCUAGAUUAUUGCAUCCAGGGGGUAUCUACCCUUUGGGGGUCCUUCGAAAUUAAUAACAUAAAACUUGGAAAAGUAAUGUUAAAUCAAUUUUGUGGAAAAAACUUAGAAAAAAAUAUUGAGCUAUUUGAUCUGUACGCAGAUAAGUUUGAAUUAUUGCCGCUAAAAUUUUUAAAGUUUCAUGGAAGCACAAAUAUAGACCAAGUGUUGGAUGCCAUGGAUUAUGCAGUUUAUGCCUACGAUGUGAAGCACAUCAUUAUUGACAAUUUACAGUUUAUGCUAAAUAUAAAUAAAUUUUCUGACAUUUAUGAACUGCAAAAUAUUGCUAUAGAUAAAUUUAGAUCGUUUAGCACAAAUAAAAACGUGCAUAUCACUUUGGUUGUUCACCCAAGGAAGGAGGACAACAAUCUUCUGUCCAUUGCGUCUGUUUUUGGUAGCGUUAAAUCUACACAGGAAGCCGAUAACGUGUUCAUCAUUCAGAGACAUGUAUCCAAAACGAAUGAAACUGUUUUUUUUAUAGACAUUAAAAAGAACAGGUUUAAGGGCAGCUUGGGUAGAAUCCCCUACUUAUACAAUAAGGAAAAUAUGACCAUUAAGGAAAUGUCCAUUGGCUACUUAAAUGAUGCCAUAUCGAGUAGCGGUUACGUGUCCAAGGGUACUACCCCUCCUUCUAAUUUUGUUCCAAACGUUGGGCCACUACGUGAUGGUCUGGACUUCACUCUCUGUGAUGAGUACGAUUAUAUGAAGCAGUUGGACGACGAGUACGAAUCCAAACACGCAGUGCGUAGGUACCGCGUUGGCGCUGAUGCAAGGGUUACUGGUGUGGGGAGUGCAAGUACGAACAGCCCUAAUGCGUCCCCCUCGAACCGCGCACAGAACGAAAGUAGGAGCGAUAGCGGCUCUGUGGGCUCCUCACGCAAUAACCAAAAUAAAGAUAACAAGUCGAUCCAUCAUGUAGGCGGCCAAGAGGAUGACCCCACGAAUAAUAAUCGAUUAGUUACUACAAACAGUAGGAGCGAAGAAGGAAGCAUAAAAAACAUAUUGAGGGGACCCGACCGAGGCGGCACAGCAAUUCCUGUGGGAAAAACUCCAAAGAGUGAUCAACCAAGUGGUGAUAGCAUCGAUGUGGUUACCCCUCCUAACCCGCACGCGGAGAAGCAAGAAACAGAACUUGAUAUGUCGAAGCAAAAUGUACCAUCCUACCGAUUGAGCACUGAAGGGAUAAUAAAACUAUGCGAAGAAAUAAAAGACAACAAAAAUGAAAUGCCAAAGGAUAGGGAGAUAACCAUAUCAAUGAGGAACUGUGUUAUAAAUAAAGAUUCAGCAAUAAAGGACAUUCGAAAUUUUAUAAAGACAAAUAAGUUAAAUAUAAAAACUGCUGGAAAGAACCUAAAAAAGGUAGACGUUUUUAUAGCCAUUUUGCAGAGUAUUCCGAAGGAGUACAUAACGAUUAAGUAUAUAGGAGGGGACGUAGAAAAAGUUGAUCCGGACAGUACAGGUGGUGAAAAUGUGAUAACUGGGGGCAGCCCUUCCAGCGCAUUACCAGUUGGGGGGUCCACCAGGAAGGAUAUUAACUCUGUUCCGACGGUGCAGGAAUCCUCUCUGAAUAGCCAUAACGUUGCGUCUACAUCAAGCGGUUAUUUGAGUGACCCCGGAAAAGAGGGUACCGUGUCUGGAGAGCACUACAAUGAAGAGAUAAAAUCGCUAUACGGCGAGGAAGUUACAAAAAGGUACAUCCAGGAUAACAUAAUAAACGUAGAUGACAACAUUGUUAAGCGGAGUGGCACAUUCAAAUUGGAAGGUAACAACAAAAUGAUGAAUAGCAUAAACUUGGAAUACUACGAACCGGUGAAAAAAUUCGAUGACGAUAUUGAGUCGAGAUUUUUUCUCAUAAAUGACAAUAAUUACAACGAAAAGAUUAAUCAUAUUUACAAAAGCGUAACGCACUGCGGGUUAGAUAUUGAGACAACCGGGCUGGAGGUGUUCGACGAGAAGAUCCGCCUCAUACAGAUCGCCGUGGAAGAUUACCCAGUGAUCAUUUACGAUAUGUUUAACAUAACGAAGGAGAGCAUCCUAACUGGAUUGAGGGAAAUUUUAAGAAAUGAGAAAGUGGUGAAAAUUAUACAGAAUGGAAAAUUUGACGCGAAAUUCUUAAUGCACAACAAUUUUCAAGUAGAAAACAUAUUCGACACGUAUAUAGCUAGCAAACUUUUAGACAAAAAUAAAAAUAUGUACGGAUUUAAACUGAACAAUAUUGUAGAGAAAUAUUUAAAUGUAACCCUAGACAAGCAACAGCAAAAUAGUGUGUGGAAUAAUUCGCUGCUGAAUAAUAACCAACUGUUUUACGCAGCAAGAGAUUCCAGCUGUUUGCUAAAAUUGUACAAAAAGUUGAAGUCUGAAAUUUGUAAGGAAAAUAUGGAAACUGUGAACGAUAUCGAAAAUAAGUGCAUUUUGCCAAUUUGCGAUAUGGAGCUUAAUGGCAUCACAGUGGACCUGGAAAGUCUGAGCAAAAGUACGAAUGAAAUUUUGAGCGAAUUAAAUGCAGAGACGAGCAAAUUGAAGGCAGAGUUGAAAGACGAAGAAAUUAACGUGAAUUCCCAACAACAGGUGUUAAAGGCAUUACAAAAUAAUAACGUGAGGGAUGUUUCAAAUAAACUUAUCGAAAAUACAUCGGACUCAAAUUUGAAAAACUUCCUCAACCAUAAGGAAGUUGUCCUAUUAAGAAAUUACAGAAGAUUGUAUAAGCUGUACUCUGCCUUCUACCUAAAGUUACCACAACAUAUUAACAAAAAAACGAACAAAAUACACACUACGUUUAAUCAGUUAAAAACUUUCUCCGGAAGAUUUAGCAGUGAGAAACCCAACUUACAGCAAAUCCCAAGGCAGAAAAAUAUAAGGGAAAUUUUCAUUCCGCAAAAAGAUAACAUAUUUAUAAUAGCUGAUUUUAGGCAAAUUGAGCUAAAAAUAGCUGCCGAAAUUACCAAUGACGAUAUUAUGCUUAAAGCGUACAAUAACAACAUCGAUCUGCACACACUGACGGCUAGCAUUAUCACGAAGAAGGCCAUAGCUGAUGUAAAUAAAGAAGACAGACACAUUGCCAAGGCCAUAAACUUUGGCCUAAUCUACGGAAUGAAUUAUGUCAAUCUGAAAAAUUAUGCAAACACAUAUUACAACCUACAUAUGAACCUCGAUCAAUGCCUUUAUUUUUACAACUCCUUUUUUGAGCACUACAAGGGGAUAUACAGAUGGCAUAAUCAAAUAAAACAAAUGAGGGCUUUGGAAUAUUCUACUCUUUCCAACAGGAAAGUCAUUUUCCCCUACUUUUCCUUCACCAAGGCGUUGAAUUACCCAGUGCAGGGCACCUGUGCUGAUAUUUUAAAACUGUCCUUAGUUGAGCUGUAUAAAAAUUUGAAACCCAUCCAUGGGAAAAUCAUCCUCUGUGUACAUGAUGAAAUUAUAAUAGAGGUUGACAAAAAAUAUCAGGAGGAUGCCUUAAAAAUUCUGGUAGAAUCGAUGGAAAAUUCUGCUUCCUUCUUUUUGAAAAAAGUCAAGUGCGAGGUUUCCGUGAAGAUUGCGCAGAACUGGGGCUCCAAGGAGUAG
This is a messenger RNA of Plasmodium coatneyi, 5475 nucleotides long. Its product is annotated as POM1-like protein. The record is from RefSeq and is a predicted model, not a curated record. The coding region runs from base 1 to 5475 and encodes 1824 amino acids. Gene Ontology annotation, molecular function: 5'-3' DNA helicase activity; 3'-5' exonuclease activity; DNA-directed DNA polymerase activity. The transcript has a single exon. Lineage: Eukaryota; Apicomplexa; Aconoidasida; Haemosporida; Plasmodiidae. Gene Ontology annotation, biological process: DNA-templated DNA replication.